Messenger RNA from Drosophila willistoni, 1472 nucleotides. RefSeq names its product nuA4 complex subunit EAF3 homolog (gene MRG15). The transcript is spliced from 3 exons. Gene Ontology annotation, biological process: chromatin organization; regulation of DNA-templated transcription. Bases 25 to 1401 code for a protein of 458 amino acids. The record is from RefSeq and is a predicted model, not a curated record. Lineage: Eukaryota; Metazoa; Arthropoda; Insecta; Diptera; Drosophilidae. Gene Ontology annotation, cellular component: NuA4 histone acetyltransferase complex; nucleus.
AUUCAUAAUAUUUUCUUGUUAAAAAUGAGCGAAGUUAAACCUUUAAAAGCCGACAGUACUUCUUCAGGAGACGCAACAACUUUAUUUGCUGAUAGCGAGCGAGUGCUCUGCUUCCAUGGACCACUCAUAUACGAGGCGAAAGUGUUAAAGACAAAGCCAGAUGCGACGCCGAUUGAAUAUUACAUACACUAUGCGGGCUGGAGCAAGAACUGGGACGAAUGGGUUCCCGAGAGCCGGGUGCUGAAGUACAAUGACGACAAUGUGAAGCGCCAAAAGGAAUUGGCGCGAGUCUUAGGCGAGCGCUCAAAGAAAGACAACAAAAAGGGCAGUGCCAAGUCAAAAAAAAUGGAACAAAUGGGCAACGAAUCUCGUGCCUCGACCCCAUCCAAAGAGGCGAACACAUCUCUAAAUACUUCAACUGGAGGCGGCGGCGGUGGCAGCGUUAGCGGAGGCCCACCUUCGGGUGCAGUGCCGACUACACCAGGUGGAGGACCAAGUAGUGGACCUGCCAGUGCUCCUACCAAAUAUGACAGUGGCAACAGCAAUAGCACCACGGCAAGCAGCUCAACCAGUCGAAGUAAUCGCAAAUCCACACGCGCUGGCACACCAAGCAGCACCGACAACAACAACCAAAAGAAGGAUGAGGCAGCAGCCGAAACCACAGAGGAUGAGGCAACAACAGCUUCGAAUGUGCCUUCAAAAAAAAAACGGAUGAGCGAGCAGCGGCCUUCAUUAACAGGCAAUGAGCCACAGACGGCAGCGUCAUUAUUACCCACAGAAAAGCCAGCACAAUCCUCCGCUCCAUCGGUUACCGCGGCAGCGGAUUCAACUGUUUCCUCUGAGCCAGCUCCUUGUGUGGAGAGUGAAGAGAUGUAUGCUAACAAGCAGGAGGUCAAAAUCAAAAUUCCCGAUGAACUAAAGCAUUAUCUAACCGAUGACUGGUUCGCUGUGGUCAAGGAGCAUAAACUGCUUGAGCUACCAGCAAAGGUGACAGUGCAGCAGAUAGUCGAACAAUAUUUGGCUCACAAGAAAUCUGUUAAAUCGACAAGUGCCACCAAAGAGGUGGCUAUCAAUGAUGUAAUCGAUGGUAUUGUGGAAUAUUUCAAUGUCAUGCUUGGCUCCCAGUUGCUAUAUAAAUUUGAACGCACUCAGUAUGCAGAUGUAAUGCAAAAGCAUCCGGAUACCCCGUUAGCCGAGAUCUAUGGUUCAUUCCAUUUGCUGCGCCUAUUUGUUCGACUGGGAUCCAUGCUAAGUUAUUCAGCCCUAGAUCAACAGGCCAUGCAAAAUCUUCUUCAGCAUUUGCAGGACUUUCUCAAAUUUUUGGUGAAAAACAGCGCCAUUUACUUUAGUAUGAACAAUUUCAUUAAUGUGGAUCCGGAAUACGUGCGAAAUUCUCAGUAGUAUUUGACCCAGAUUUUUGUCACUUGAAAUAAGUUUUUAAUUAAUGAGAAAUAAAAUAGCACAGACCUAAC